AUGUCUACUCAAUCUUACAAGAAACAGGAUCCGUAUUCCAUUUCGUCUAGUGGUUUACCGGACAAAAUGACGGUUUUCCAAGAAUGUUUACAACAAUUUAAUGCAUCACCGGUUAAUGCUAAGAAAUGCCGUCAAUUAUUAGCUAAAUUGUUAAGAUUAAUUUAUCAUGGGGAACAGUUUCCAUCUCAAGAAUCCACAACAUUAUUCUUUUCCAUUUCGAAAUUAUUUCAACACAAGGAUUUAUCAUUGAGACAAUUAGUUUACUUAGCUAUCAAAGAGUUGUCCGCUACGUCUCAGGAUAUCUUGAUGGUUACUUCGUCGAUUAUGAAGGAUAUACAAAGUGGGGAUUUGAUCUAUAAGCCAAAUGCGAUUAGAACAUUGUCCAAGGUUUUGGAUCCAUCGACCGUGUCAGCAUCAGAAAGACUAUUCAAGAAUUGUAUUGUUGACAAAAACCCUACUGUUUCGUCGGCAGCGUUGAUCUCUUCGUAUAACUUAUUACCGAUUGCUAAGGAUGUUGUGAAGAGAUUUACAAAUGAAACGUUGGAAACCGUUAAUUCGUUCAAGCAGUUCCCGGCCAAUCAAUUUCAGUUACACGAGUAUUAUGGAAGUUCUACUACUAACUUGCCAUCUACUUCGUACAUGUAUCAAUACCAUGCUUUAGGAUUGUUGUAUCAAUUGAGAAAUCACGAUAAAAUGGCGUUGAUGAAAUUGAUUACUUCAUUAAGUGAAGGCUCAUCCUUGAAGAAUUCUUUAUCUGUUAUUCAAUUAAUAAGAUACAUUAACAAAAUCUUGACGGAUGAUGAAUCUUUAUUGCAACAUUUGUUGCCUAUAUUAUCUGGGUUCUUAAAACAUAAGUCUGACAUGGUCGGAUUAGAAGCGUGUAAGACUUUGGUUGGGUUACAGCAUUUAAUUAAGGAUGAUGAUUUUAUGAAGAUAAUCGAUACGUUACAAAAAUUAUUGAGCGUUCCAAGAACUGCAACCAGAUUUGCUGCUAUUAGAUUGAUUAAUAGAAUUUCGAUUAAGCAUCCAGAAAAGAUCAUGGUCGUGAAUUUGGAAUUGGAAAACUUAAUUAAUGAUUCAAACAGAUCAAUUUCAACAUUAGCUAUUACUACAUUAUUGAAGACAAUGGGUAGUAACACUAUUGAAUCUAACACAGGAGGUGAAAAUGUUGAUAGAUUGAUUAGUAAGAUGACUUCAUUAAUGGAUGAAAUUACGGAGGACUUUAAGAUUGUGAUUAUUGAAGCUAUUGAAAACUUAGCAUUAAAAUUCCCAUCAAAACACAAAAAAUUAGUGGCUUUCUUAACCGACUUAUUAAGAGACGAUGGAUCUUUACAAUUGAAGUCUAGUAUUGUUGACGCUCUUUUUGAUUUAAUCAAAUUCUUACCCGAUGUUAGUGCAAAGCAAUUAAUCUUAAUGAAUUUAUGUGAGUUUAUUGAAGAUUGUGAGUUCACUGAAUUAUCUGUCCGUAUUUUGCAUUUAUUAGGUGAUGAAGGUCCAACAACCACAAAUCCAUCCUACUAUAUCAGACAUAUCUAUAACAGAUUGGUUUUGGAAAAUUCUAUUGUCAGAUCUUCUGCCGUUAUUUCCUUAGCUAAAUUUGCUGUUGUAUGCAAGGGUGAAGUUUCAAGAAAUAUUCAAAUUUUAUUAAACAGAUGUUUGAUUGAUGUAGAUGACGAAGUCAGAGAUCGUGCUUCUAUAUCAUUAAGGUUUAUCGAAAAUUCUAAAGAAGAGCUAAUUGUCACUGAUUCAAAAUACGAUUUAUCUAUUUUGGAGAAUAAGUUGACAAAUUAUUUGAACGAUGAAUCGAAUUUUGAUAAGAAAUUCGAUAUUAGUGAAAUUCCUAUGAUUUCAACUGAGGAACAAAGAUCUAUCGAAUAUAAUAACAAAAUAAAUAAAUUGGAAUCUUCCAGUACUACUGAAGUUUCAGAAAAGGACAACCACAAGAAUAAAUCCUCCAAGAAAGAAAGUGACAAUGACAAGCAAACUGGUGAUGAUUCAGCUUCCGGUUUAUUGAAGCAACAAGCUUAUGCUCAGGAAUUAUCAACUGUUCCAGAGUUUGCUGACUACGGCAAGUUAUCUAAGUCGACUUCGACACCAAUUUACUUGACCGAUAAAGAAAACGAAUUUGUGGUUACUGUUGUGAAGCAUUUCUUUAUCGAAUCGCAAAAGUUGGUAUUACAAUAUAACAUUACAAAUACAUUGACCCAUUUAGUAUUACAAGACGUUUCUGUUAUUGCACAACCUGAUAAUGAAUUAUACCAGGAAGAUUUUAUCAUAUCCUUACAAGAAUUAAGGCCAGAACAAACUGGUAAUGUUUAUGUAUCAUUUUCCGCUCCAAGCAUUGAUGACGAGGAAUUAAUUUCUGCGUUUGGUAACACAUUAUCUUAUACUAAUAGAGAAAUUAUUGAUGAAGAGGGUAACAUUGAUGAAUCAGAUGAAGGCUGGUCUGAUGAAUAUCAAAUUGAAGAUUUGGAAAUUUCCCCAGGUGACUUUAUCAGUCCAUUAUAUAAUUCCAAUUUCACUUCAAUUUUCGAUCAAUUGCCAUCAGAAGAAUCGUUUGUGGUCAAUUUAACCAAUGCUAAAACUUUGGAAAAUGCAGCGAUAAAAUUGAAGUCCAAUUUAAAUAUGAUGCCAUUAGAUGGAUCUGAUUAUGUACCAAGUGAUGCAACCUCACAUGUGUUAAAAUUAUUAGGAAAAGAUUUGUGGGGCGGUAAAGUUGGUGUUUCAGUUAGAUUGGCAUUAGCAGGUGGCAAAGUCGUUGCCAAAUUACAAGUUAAAUCAGAAACCGAAAACCUCACAAAGGUUGUCGCUGACGGUACUUCUUGA
Messenger RNA from Debaryomyces hansenii CBS767, 2826 nucleotides. It is a transcript of the gene SEC21, whose product is annotated as coatomer subunit gamma. Gene Ontology annotation, molecular function: structural molecule activity. NCBI's taxonomy places the organism in Eukaryota, Fungi, Ascomycota, Pichiomycetes, Serinales, Debaryomycetaceae. Bases 1 to 2826 code for a protein of 941 amino acids. The record is from RefSeq and is a predicted model, not a curated record. The transcript has a single exon. Gene Ontology annotation, biological process: intracellular protein transport; intra-Golgi vesicle-mediated transport; protein secretion. Gene Ontology annotation, cellular component: COPI vesicle coat; endoplasmic reticulum; Golgi membrane.